Messenger RNA from Thlaspi arvense, 2172 nucleotides. NCBI's taxonomy places the organism in Eukaryota, Viridiplantae, Streptophyta, Magnoliopsida, Brassicales, Brassicaceae. The record is from the annotation of a GenBank genome assembly.
AUGGAUCUGGUGAUUGUUGGUCGUCACACACUCUUUUUCGACGACGAUUCGAUGGCAACCUUUGUCAACUCCCCGACGGCGCUCGUUGACUGGAACAGCCUUCUUAUUGACCGGUACGAUGUUCGUCACCUCCUCUCUUCUCUUCCUCCUCCGCGUCCGAAGCGCCGCCGCACGAUUUCAGACGAUCCUGACUUGGAAUCAGACCUCGAUCACGAGCGUUAUCUCGAUUUGCCGGCGGAAUCUCUAUCUCCAUCGCACGAUGAGAGCGAUAUCAAUGAUGAACCAGUAAGUACAAAUGCGGAUGGUUUUCGUGCUGUACCCUACUCAUACGGAAGCGUCAGUGAUUUCAGUGAGCAGAGAGUUGCUGAUAUGGAAUCUGGGUUUCAACCGCCUUUCACCGUGCCUGAUUAUUUACUUCAACACCUGCCCCCAACUGAGAAAUUACAUCAGAUCAUGGCAAGGACUUCGAGUUUUGUAAGCAAAAAUGGUGGGCAGUCUGAAAUUGUCUUGAGAGUCAAACAAGGAGGCAACCCAACAUUUGGGUUCUUGAUGCCAGACCACCAUCUUCAUCCUUACUUUAGGUUUCUUGUUGAACAUCAAGAGCUUUUGACAGGAAAGUCUUCUGUAGAAGAUAAAAAAAAUGAAGGUGGGAAGGAUGGUGGAGCUUUGUCCUUGCUUGGUUCGGUUUAUGGGAGUGUAGAAGAUGAAGAUACUAAAGAAGAGUCAGCAAAGGACUGUAAAACAAACGAGUCUGCGGAAGGUGAUGGUGGUGUUAAGAUAGCUGAUUCCAAUGGACCUGAAGGGUCAAAAGAAGCUGCAAAGAUUGCAACAGAGAGGGAUGCAGCCUCUAAGCAAUCUCUUCCAUCGAAUGGUCAAGCACCUUUCGUUAAAAGAAAUCCUUCUGUCAGCGCAGUAAAUGUUGUAGGGAGGAAGCAGAUCAAAACAGAAGAUAGUGCUACAGAAAAACUUUUGACUCCUGAAAAGUUUCAAUCUUCUGCAAUGCUGGCACAACCCAAGCUUGAACUGCAGAUUGUGGAGCCGCCUGUUGAGAUGAAAAGAGCGAUUGAUAAGAUAGUUGACUUCAUCCAAAAGAACGGAAAAGAACUUGAGGCUACUCUUGCUGCACAGGAUGUUAAGUUCGGGAUGUUUCCAUUCUUACGUCCAGCUAGCGUAUACCAUGCAUAUUAUCGGAAGGUUCUCCAAGAAGCUGAAGAGUUAAAAUCAUGUAACAAAGGCGAUACUACCAAAAAGGAAGGCAUGAAGCAAGAGAAGAUGGGCAAUGAUGUAAAAGAUGACAAAACGGCCCGUGGGAGUGUUUCACCGAAUGAAUCUAAAAAGAAAGAAAAACCAAAAAUGUGCAGUGACAAUCCGAAGAUUGAGUUACAAAAGGAAUCAUUCAAGCCCGUCGAACCACAGAUGAGGGUCAAUGUAGAUGCGGAUACUGCUGCUGCUAUUCUACAAGCCGCUCGAAGAGGCAUAAGGAAUCCUCAGAUAGGGAUUAUAUCAGGCAAACCCUUGGAUGAGACUUUUCAGAGCCUCGGAAAUGAUGGAAGCAAUACUUCGUCUACGGGUCAACAACUGAUGUUUGGCUCAGCUCCUGCUGCUAGUGAAGCUGAUACUUGUGAAGAAGCAGGCUUGUCCAAGUUGGAGAAGUUGCAGAAGUUGCAGGCAGAAAGAUUGAAACGUGCAAAACUGUUUAUGGCCAUGUUAAAACCCAGUGCCCAGCCAGCGCAACAAGCUGAACCACCGCGGAGCUUAUCAGUCGAACCACCGUUGGACUCUGGGAUUUCUGGAUUAGGUUGUAAUACUGCCAAAGAAAGAGAAGGUAGCUCACAUCCAUCUAAAGCCGAGACGACGAAACAAGCAGCAGAUGAUGGUAACCGUGAAAAACGAUCAAAGAGGAACUACCGCUGUAGAUCACGGCGAGAUGAAGAAGAUUAUGAAAUGGGAGGAGAAGAAGACGGUGAAGAGAGCAGCAUGGAGGUGGUUACAGAAGAAACCAAGACUGAGAAGAAGUGUUCAAGUAGAAAACGGCAUGAUAGGCAUUAUAAGCAUAAGACACGACACUCUUCCAAGGACAGACAUUCACGGGACAGGCAUAGGUAUGAGAGCUCCUCGGAUGAUGAGUAUCACAGUCGUUCCCGUCGUAGACACAAACACAGCAGAAUUUAG